Molecule: messenger RNA, 1762 nt
Organism: Nymphaea colorata (pocket water lily)
Lineage: Eukaryota; Viridiplantae; Streptophyta; Magnoliopsida; Nymphaeales; Nymphaeaceae
Exons: 3
Coding region: 546-1499 (317 amino acids)
Source: RefSeq, a predicted model, not a curated record
UCAUGGUGGUGGUGGCUGGUGGCGCUCCUUUGGCAACUUUUACUUUCCUUGUGGGAGAAAAUUUGUUGCAGAGGAUGGAUGGAAAGUUAACAAAAAGGCGAGGGGUUAAAAAACGCAAGGGAAAUCCUUAUUUAUAGACCAUCUCUGUAGCAGUGAAAGUGAUAGACUCAGAAGAAUGUGGGGGCCUAGAGACAAGGGGCCUAAAAGCAGGGUGGGGGUUUCUAGGGCCGUGCGGACACUGUAGGGGCAGGUUUCUCCAAGUACAAAAAGCUGAGGGAUCUGCAAGCCUUUGGGGGAGGGCCUGGUGUGAAUUGGGUUCCUGGGGAUUUGUGGGGAUAGUGCCUUUAUAGAAAGGUUUCUCAGAGACUCAUCAUUGUUGGUCUCUGCUCCCAUUCUUGUGUUAGUUGGCAGCGUGGGGAGGGGGAGUUGUUGCAGUCGGUCAUGGAAGGAAUGGUGGUGCCUGCAGGUCCAGUCUCUCCUUGGUCUUAUCAGGAGCUGUGCUGCAGCAGAAUUUAUGGCGCGCUAAAGAUUGCUAUUGGCGGUCAAUGUCUCUCAGCAUAGAAGAUCUAAAGCAGACCUUGCUAUACACAACAUUGGAACUAGAGUCGACGCGAAUGGCUGCCAAGGAAGAGAUGAAGAAAAAUGAAGAGAGCAUGAAGCAGUUGCUUCAGGCUCUCAAGGCGACCUGCCAGGAAAGAGAUGAAAUCAAGGGGCAGCUUCAAACGUUGCUUGACAAGUUGGCACAGGCCCCUUCAAAUGAUGUCUGCCACAGCCUUAAAGUUAACCUUCAACCUGAGACUCCUAGGGGAGCAUCGAGAGGAUAUUCAGGAUUAUCUGAAUCUGAUAGUCUCUCGGAGACAUAUAAGCAUCAUUCUUAUGUUUCAUCUCCUACUGAUUCAUUUUUUGAAUCAACCUCCUCUCCAGAAUUUCAGAACGUCAAUUUUGCUGAGUCUGGUAACAUAAGCUUGCUAGACCAACCAUUUGUUGAAAGUUAUAACCCAUCAAUUUCUUCUUGUCUUGUAAUUGACAUGAAAGAUGCACAUCAUUCUUCAGUGAAGACUGCAUCCGAAAAUGCUGGAGUUUUUCGGUCAAAUGAGCGUCUUAUCAAGGUGAAACCACUUCCAGAGAAAGGUAAACUUCUUCAAGCAGUUCUAGAAGCUGGACCGCUACUUCAGACCCUUCUUAUUGCUGGGCCCCUUCCUCGCUGGCGAAACCCUCCACCGCUCCAGUCGCUUCAAAUUCCAACUAUUCCUAUUCGGGGCAUUAGCACUUCGACUCCGAUUCAGACACAAGUUAGUGCUCCACUUAUUCAUCGUCAAGGUUCUGCAAAAUUGGAUUACCACCAAGAUUCUCUGAGCAUUCCUCCAAUGUCUUCUGGCUCUCUUGUGCAUUCCUCUGUCAUGGUCGCUCCAACUUUAAAGAGACCUUUUUUAUCUUCAUCAGUUGGCAACUUUGGAGAACAAGAUCCACAGCCUGCAACCAAACUGAGAAAGUUCUAAUGAUAUGUUAACUUGGUUACUUUCUCAGCCUGAGAGAUGUUGCAACCUGUGUGGUCCUUAGACCUUCAUCUGUUGCAAAUUUGUAAAUUGGUAUCUGUAUUUAAAUGUAAAGCGUUUUUGUUCUACUACCUAUAAAUUAAACGUUGAGUGGCGCGUACAAUAGUAUAAUACGCUCUUUGUCUAUCAUGCUAUGGACUACCUAUAGCACCACUUGAUCUGAUAUGACAAAUCAUUUUGUUCUAGAAGGUCACAUGUCAUUGUAU